UCUUCCUUAGGUCCCACUUUCACCAAAAAGCUCAGCAAGACAACAUGCCUCCCAAGAAACCAGAGCCUAAGAAGGAGGCGGCCAAGGCCCCAGCCCCAGCCCCUGCCGCAGCCCCAGCCCCGGAGCCACCCAAGGAACCUGCCUUUGACCCCAAGAGUAUAAAGAUAGACUUCUCUGCUGACCAGAUCGAAGAGUUCAAAGAAGCCUUCUCGUUAUUUGACCGGACCCCGACUGGAGACAUGAAGAUAACCUACGGGCAGUGUGGGGACGUGCUGCGGGCCCUGGGCCAGAACCCCACCAACGCCGAGGUGCUGCGUGUCCUGGGCAAGCCCAAGCCCGAAGAAAUGAAUGCCAAGAUGCUGGACUUUGAGACAUUCCUGCCCAUCCUGCAGCACAUCUCCCGCAACAAGGAGCAGGGCACCUACGAGGACUUUGUGGAGGGGUUGCGCGUUUUCGACAAGGAGAGCAAUGGCACAGUUAUGGGUGCUGAGCUUCGGCAUGUUCUGGCCACUCUGGGGGAGAAGAUGACUGAAGCUGAAGUGGAACAGCUGUUAGCUGGCCAAGAGGAUGCCAAUGGCUGCAUCAAUUAUGAAGCCUUUGUCAAGCACAUCAUGUCUGGGUGAAUCAGAUUCCUCCAGGUG
This is a messenger RNA of Chrysochloris asiatica (Cape golden mole), 641 nucleotides long. RefSeq names its product myosin, light chain 4, alkali; atrial, embryonic (gene MYL4). NCBI's taxonomy places the organism in Eukaryota, Metazoa, Chordata, Mammalia, Afrosoricida, Chrysochloridae. Bases 45 to 623 code for a protein of 192 amino acids. The transcript has 6 exons. Gene Ontology annotation, molecular function: calcium ion binding. The record is from RefSeq and is a predicted model, not a curated record. Gene Ontology annotation, cellular component: myosin II complex.